Molecule: messenger RNA, 1862 nt
Organism: Toxotes jaculatrix (banded archerfish)
Lineage: Eukaryota; Metazoa; Chordata; Actinopteri; Toxotidae
Gene: riok3
Product: RIO kinase 3 (yeast)
Exons: 13
Coding region: 292-1821 (509 amino acids)
Biological process (GO): protein phosphorylation; maturation of SSU-rRNA
Cellular component (GO): cytosol; preribosome, small subunit precursor
Molecular function (GO): protein serine/threonine kinase activity; ATP binding
Source: RefSeq, a predicted model, not a curated record
GGGUUUGCUGCGUUGGGAAAGUCAUCAGAGGCGUCUGCGCUACCUCCAUCAAAAUCAAGAUUAUUUUUUUAAAAAUCCAUUGUUACUGACUUGUAAAUUAACUUUUUUAUAUUAGCUGAAGUUUGUAGCACAGUUUCCUGUACGUGUCACGUCGCUGAACGUCGUCAUUAGUCUCGUUUUCAGCACUUUCUCGUCGCCAAAUCUGCCCCCUCCGGAGCGUGCUAACGUUAGCUCAGCGACUAGCCAAAAUUCCCUCCUCGAAGAAAGAACCGAUUAAUCGUUAUCAUAAACAUGGAUCAAACAGGAGUCACGACUGAAACACCAAAGAGUCCGUGGGGCUCGGUGGCCCCGGCAGCUCCGGCCUGUUCUCUGGUUGAUGUGAUGAGUGAGCAGCUGGCCAAACAGCUGGAUGAAGAGAACAAUGCCUUCCCUGCACUCACCGAGCCUGGAGCAGAUCUGCUGUUGUCGGAUGAUGGUCCUGAUACAACCAGUGACCUGAUGCUCGCCCAGAUGUUGCAGAUGCAGUUCGACCGUGAGUUUGAUGAUCAGCUCCGCCGCGAGGAGAAGAAGUUCAACGGAGACAGCAAAGUGUCCAUCUCCUUUGAGAACUACCGAAUGGUCCAUCCAUACGAAGACAGCGACAGCUCGGAGGACGAGGUGGACUGGCAGGACACAAGACAUGACCCCUACAGAGCUGAAAAGCCUCAGACCACACCGAGGAAAGGCUUCACUGGGAAAGGCAAGAACAUCACCACCAAACACGACGAGGUGACCUGCGGUCGCAAGAACACGGCGCGUAUGGACAACUUUGCCCCUGAGGUCCACGUCGGCGACGGGCUGGGGAUGGACCUGAAGCUGUCCAAUCAGGUGUUUAACUCUCUGAAGCAGCACUGCUACAGCGAGCAGAAACGCAGCGCCAGGCUGCACGAGAAGAAGGAGCACUCCACCGCCGAACAAGCAGUGGACCCUCGCACUCGUCUGCUGAUGUAUAAGAUGGUAAAUGCCGGUGUGCUGGAAAACAUCAACGGCUGCAUCAGCACUGGGAAGGAGUCCGUUGUCUUCCACGCUGACGGUGGGAGCCUGGAGGAGCAGCCGGUCCCGGAUGAGGUGGUGCUGAAGGUGUUCAAGACGACGCUCAACGAGUUCAAGAACAGAGACCGCUACAUCAAAGAUGACUACCGCUUCAAAGAGCGGUUCAGCAAACUGAACCCACGCAAAGUCAUCAGGCUGUGGGCCGAGAAGGAGAUGCACAACCUGACCAGGAUGAAGAAGGCGGAGAUUCCCUGUCCGGAGGUGGUGCUGCUGAAGAAACACAUCCUGGUGAUGUCGUUCAUCGGUAAAGACCACGUUCCUGCUCCCAAGCUCAAAGACGCCAUGUUAGGGUCAGAGGACAUGAAGAACGCCUACUACCAGGUCCUACAUAUGAUGCAGCAGCUGUAUCAGGAGUGUAACCUGGUUCAUGCUGAUCUCAGUGAAUACAACAUGCUGUGGCACGAAGGGAAGGUGUGGUUGAUAGACGUCAGUCAGUCCGUCGAGCCCACCCAUCCUCACGGGCUGGAGUUCCUCUUCAGAGACUGCAGGAACGUUGCCACGUUUUUCCAGAAGAGAGGAGUGAGCGAGGCGAUGAGUGUGUACGACCUUUUCAACGCUGUGACUGGACUGAACAUCCCUGUCGGUGCAGGAGACGAAGCUGAAUUUAUAGCUGAGAUCGUGGCGUUGGAGAAGAGGAACGAGGAUCACGUGCAGAGGCGAGGGAAGAAAACGUUCCCUGUCUCCUCUGAAGACGGCGGUCCUCCUUUAAAACCCGACGCUGAUGACUAACGCUCGCCCGGCUCGCUCUCUCUUCACGAUCCCGCCGUGUU